This is a messenger RNA of Astyanax mexicanus (Mexican tetra), 3097 nucleotides long. RefSeq names its product transducin beta like 1 X-linked (gene tbl1x). Gene Ontology annotation, cellular component: histone deacetylase complex. Gene Ontology annotation, molecular function: transcription corepressor activity; protein binding. The record is from RefSeq and is a predicted model, not a curated record. The transcript has 15 exons. The coding region runs from base 313 to 1863 and encodes 516 amino acids. Gene Ontology annotation, biological process: regulation of transcription by RNA polymerase II. Lineage: Eukaryota; Metazoa; Chordata; Actinopteri; Characiformes; Acestrorhamphidae.
CCUCUUCCUCCUCCUCCUCGUGAACGCGCUCCGCUCUGUGCGCGCGGCCCGCGAGUGAACAGCGACUCUAACAUUCGCGCCGUUUCUUUAUAUUAUCUCUCUCACAGCGCGAGACCGCGAACAAACAAACAGGUAAACAAAUAUACAAACAGAUAAACAAACCGGUAAACAGAUAAACAGAGUAAUAAACAGCAGCGGAGAGCAGGAUGGGCGGGAAGGAGCGGUGAGGAAAAACCGGAGCUCGCGCGCAGAGAGAGAGACUGAGACGGGGGCUGUCCAUCAUUCGUGCCCCGUCCACCGAGGUGGGUUAAGAUGAGUAUAACAAGCGAUGAAGUCAACUUUCUGGUGUACCGAUACCUCCAGGAGUCCGGUUUCUCACACUCUGCGUUCACCUUUGGCAUUGAGAGCCACAUCAGCCAGUCCAACAUUAACGGCACACUAGUGCCCCCUGCUGCUCUCAUCUCUAUACUACAGAAGGGCCUCCAGUACGUGGAGGCUGAGAUCAGCAUCAAUGAGGACGGUACAGUGUUUGAUGGGCGGCCGAUUGAGUCUCUGUCGCUGAUUGACGCGGUGAUGCCGGACGUGGUUCAGAGCCGGCAGCAGGCGUUUAAAGAGAAGCUGCAGCAGCAGCAGCAGCAGCAGCAUGGAGGCGGGUCUACGGCAGCCACCGGCGGCGGGCAGACCAGUGUGGUGAAGAACGGGGAGACCACCGUCAAUGGUCAGGAGAACGGCACACACGACCUGAAUAACCACAGCGAGGCCAUGGAGGUGGACGAUGAGGUGGAGAUUCCAGCCAGCAAGGCCACAGUUCUGCGGGGCCACGAGUCCGAGGUGUUCAUCUGUGCCUGGAACCCUGUUAGCGACCUGCUAGCGUCCGGCUCGGGUGAUUCAACAGCAAGGAUAUGGAACCUGAGUGAGAACAGCAACAGCAGCUCCACCCAGCUGGUCUUGCGCCACUGCAUCCGCGAGGGGGGGCAGGACGUCCCCAGCAAUAAGGACGUCACCUCGCUGGACUGGAACAGUGAUGGAACUCUUCUAGCUACUGGGUCCUACGAUGGAUUCGCAAGAAUAUGGACAAAAGAUGGUAAUCUCGCUAGCACUUUGGGUCAACACAAAGGCCCUAUAUUUGCACUGAAGUGGAAUAAGAAGGGGAACAGUAUCCUGAGCGCAGGAGUCGAUAAGACGACAAUCAUCUGGGAUGCACACACCGGAGAGGCCAAGCAGCAGUUUCCCUUCCACUCAGCUCCGGCUCUGGAUGUAGACUGGCAGAACAACACCACCUUCGCCUCGUGCAGCACAGAUAUGUGCAUCCAUGUGUGCAGACUGGGCAGCGACAGACCGCUAAAGACCUUUACAGGACACACAAAUGAAGUAAACGCCAUUAAGUGGGACCCCAGUGGAACACUGCUGGCAUCCUGCUCUGAUGACAUGACUCUGAAGAUCUGGAGUUUGAAGCAGGACUCGUGUGUUCACGACCUUCAGGCUCACAGUAAAGAGAUCUACACCAUCAAAUGGAGCCCCACCGGCGCCGGCUCCAACAACCCCAACGCCAACAUCCUGCUGGCCAGUGCGUCGUUCGAUUCCACGGUGCGACUGUGGGACGUGGACCGGGGCGUCUGCAUCCACACGCUGACCAGACACCAGGAGCCGGUCUACAGCGUGGCCUUCAGCCCCGACGGGAAGUUCCUCGCCAGCGGCUCGUUCGACAAGUGUGUUCACAUCUGGAGCACGGCGAGUGGAGCUUUAGUGAACAGCUACAGAGGAACCGGGGGAAUAUUCGAGGUCUGCUGGAACAGCACUGGAGAUAAAGUCGGGGCGAGCGCAUCAGACGGAUCUGUGUGUGUUCUGGAUCUGCGGAAAUAGACGCCACACAGCUGAACUCCUUCAUUACACCUGAACUCUCCCACACAGGGUUAAGAUCGGCCAAUCAGCAGCAGCGCGGCUACGUCCAGAAGAACAGAAUCCAGAACCUGAGUGAAGGAGGGGUUUGGAGCAGAGGAGCGCCGACCGCCAAUCAGCCAGCAAGGCUUGGGUGCAGGAUUACCACGCCGGGCCUGAGGACAGUUCGGGCAGUUCGGCUGCGGCGCUGAAACGAUGGUGAUGGAGGUGCUGGUGGAGAUGUUAUAUAUAUAUAUAUGUAUAUAUUCUCCAGGCUCUCUCUCUCUCUGUUUAAGCCGUGCUGUGUUGAGGCGAUUGGGUGGAUCAGCGCACUGAAGCCUUUCUAAAGCUUGGAGAGUUCUAAUGGUUCCAGCACUGAUGUGUGUGUGUGUUCUUCAGACGUUCUUCAGAUUUUUAUUUCUAAAACGAAAUCGUACGGACUUUUAAAAGGACAGAUACGUUCCCGGCAGAGUCGAGCUCAUCGUUACUACUGAGGUCAGUGGAUUAGCUCGGCCGCCCAGAGUUUUUAACCGUUUUUAAAUGUGAUGGGAUUACGUUUAUCGGAUACGAGAGAAAGGACGGCCGUCGCCCUCUGGAUGUAAAUUUUAUCGAAUGUAUAGAUAUGUAAAUUAGAAGCAUACACAGAUUUUAUAUACUGUGUAUAUAUGUUUUUAUGCCGGACACGUAGACAUCGUCCUCCUCCUCCUCCAGGAGCUUCGGCCUCGCGCUUUGCUUCCGCUAACGCUGAGUUUCUGCGCUGCUGGGAUUCGGGUUCUGGGAGAAUCGGACGCGCCCGGCUGCCGGUGAAGCUCGUGAUUCAGAAGCUGAAGACUGUAUUUUACUGUACUGUAUUUUAUGUGCCUCAAAAUCUCUCCUUUUUGCAAGCAAGCGAGGAACUAGGCAGUGUUCUCAACCCAGGUUCUGUUUUUUUUCACACCGGUUCGUUUUUACAGGUGUAAACGUAGCGUACUUGGCUGUAUCAGACAUAUAGCUAUACGUGUUAGAGCCGACAGGGGGCGCACUGGACACCCUGUAGACCCACAGCAUUGUACAUUUUUUGUUUCAUUUAUUUCUCUUUAAUACGAGUCUUUAAAAGAAAACACCAAAUCAAGGGUAUUUUUGUUUCCUGCUGAGAUCGUCUGGGUUUUUUUGUUUUUUCUUAAUAUAAUUUUCUUUUCAUUUCUGUUUGAAAAUUCAAAUAAAAAAUGCAAAGACUUUC